Ictalurus furcatus (blue catfish) is the source of this 2111-nucleotide messenger RNA. Its product is annotated as apoptosis regulator BAX-like. Gene Ontology annotation, cellular component: mitochondrial outer membrane. The record is from RefSeq and is a predicted model, not a curated record. The transcript is spliced from 6 exons. Bases 25 to 606 code for a protein of 193 amino acids. Gene Ontology annotation, biological process: positive regulation of apoptotic process; intrinsic apoptotic signaling pathway in response to DNA damage; mitochondrial fusion. Gene Ontology annotation, molecular function: channel activity; protein heterodimerization activity; protein homodimerization activity. Lineage: Eukaryota; Metazoa; Chordata; Actinopteri; Siluriformes; Ictaluridae.
AGUGUAAUCAUUUUUCACACGAACAUGGCAGCGGCGCUAUCAGGAGAAGGCGAUGCGGGCACCAGCAAUGACCAAAUAUUAGAAGUAGGAGCUGUGCUGCUGAAGGAUUUCAUUUAUGAGCGAGUUCGUCGUCAUGGGGACAGCGGCACCGUUGUAUCACGGCACGAACUGGGCGGGAGCGAGCUCUGCGACCCCACCCAUAAAAAACUCGCUCAGUACUUACAGCAGAUUGGAGACGAGCUGGACAACAACGUAGACCUACAGAGAAUGUUAGCCGACUCAGCUCUCCAGCCAACUAAAGAAGUGUUUGUGAAGGUGGCGCGCGAGAUUUUCUCGGAUGGGAAGUUUAACUGGGGCAGAGUGGUGGCGCUUUUCUACUUUGCUUGUCGACUUGUGAUCAAGGCUCUCCUGACGAAAAUUCCAGACAUCAUCAGAACCAUCAUUGACUGGACUCUGGACUACCUGCGGGAACAUGUGAUUAAUUGGAUUAGGGAACAGGGAGGCUGGGAGGGGAUCCAGACCUACUUUGGCACACCAACCUGGAAGACUGUCGGCGUCUUUCUGGCUGGAGUUCUCACCACUGUCCUGGUCAUGCGCAAGAUGUGAAGAGAAAAAAAGAGAGGAAAAAAACCUGAGAGAGCAAGGCAAGAAAAGAGAGAGGACUGAAAGAGGGAGCGAGAGAGCUGACUGAAAGGGAACAGAGAGAUUGCGAGACAGAGAAAGGCAAUAAGAGGCAGAUCCAUUGCUAUGUGAACGGAGAGAGAGAUUCGACUGAGAUCGGAUAAUAGAGAGAGCCAAGCAUGAUGUUUAAUCGCUCCACUUCGUGACUCUUGAGCCUAUUUCCUUUCUCGUCAAUAUAUAUAUAUACACACACACACACACACACACACACACAUGCACUGAAAAAAGGAAAUAAACAGAGAAAGACGUGUGAAAGGAUGUGUGAGAGGAGGUGGUGUUGGGCCUUACUUUUAAGUUAUUUAUUUUUUGUCAUCGGGCAAAUUCAACAGUAAUUGCCUUUGUCUUUAUACAUGGACAAGAUUAGAUGUUUAGAUUAGACUUUUGAAGGAUUUGACAGACUCUUCCUGUACUAGGAAAUGAUCUGCAUGUCUACUUGAAUCGUUCUCCUCUUGCAGUGAACACAUAGAGAGAAUUGCACAUACUUACUACUUUCAAAGGGUUUAUAAAGGCUUUAUAAGCAUGCCAUCGAUAUUUUACCUCAUUAAUGUCUGCUUUUUUUAAAUGUUAUCUAAAGUUGUAGCCGUUAGCAGUAGGUUCAGGAGGUACUCUGCUCUGUCUCCCUCUGUUCUUUCUCUCUUUCCUUCCUUUCAUCUCAACACCCAGAUUGUCCUACUAGUGAGUGAGCGUGUGUGUGUGUGUGUGCGUGUGUGUGCGUGUGCGUGCAUGUGUGUGUGGGGACACGGUUGUGAUUUUGGUGCUGAAGUCAUAUGCAGAGGCACAAUGGGGGGUUCGCAGCUUUGACUGAGAAUAAGAGUUCAUGUUUCUGACAAUCUGAUAAUGCAGGGAGUUUAUUUGAGUCCUGAUCGGGUUCUUUACCAGUUUCUCACAGAUAUGAGCCAGUUACUGUGUAGUGUGCUCGGACACGGAAUAGGACCCAAAAAAAUGCUCGAACUAACAGUCAUCCAGGACUUUAUAUGUAUAAAUAUAUAUUUAUACAUACAUAUAUAUGUAGCAAGGUGGAAAAUAGUGUUAUUAUUUAAAUUGAUACAUUCACAGAAUAAGUUAUUAAAUAGAUUUAAAGGGUUAAAGAUAUUCUUAGUCUUAGUACUGUACUUUAUUUCCUUGAUUUAGUCAAAACACAAAUCACAUGCAAUCACACUUUUAUACACCUCAUUUUGUGGUAUUUGGAUACAAUCUGUUUUUUUUUUUUUAAAAAAAACAAAUGUUUUUCUUCUUACGUUGACAGUGCCUUGGCCUUUUUUUAUUAUAAAUCCACUUUGAUACGAUCACCACUUCCUCUGUCUUUUCUUAAUGUUUGUAUGAUUGUAUGAAUUUUGCUGGAGCUGUUUUCUCUGUGAUCCCUUUACCUUUUUAUUUUAUUUUUUUGUAAGUUGUAACGAGUAAUAAUAAAAUGUUUUUACGACUUUCAA